AUGUCCCGCAUUUAUGAAGACGUGGACCCGGCCUUUGCAGCUAAAUGUAGUAACAUAACACUAUGCUCUAGUACCGUCGGCUUUUUCAAAAACUUUAGUGAUGAAAUCAUUUCCAUUGCUGAAGAAGACAACUGGUUGCAGUCAUUCGAAAAGGUCGAAGAUAUGCAAAAAGUGACAGCGGUGAUGGAAAACAAAAUGAUAAUGGAUGGGCUGCAAGAAGUUUUCUCUAGAAUCCAACCACUGUAUCGUAGCAAAGAUGCAAAGAUUUCGCAAGAGAAACGUAAGGAGGCCGAAGCAGCACUAAAACAAGGCGAUUUCACCAAAAGUUUGGCAUUAGCAAGUCAAGCUGUGCUUAGGUCUCCAAUGACAGGAACUGAUGAAGUGGUAGACCGAGGAGUAUCCUUAGCACUAGCACUUUGGUUACGCUCCGAAGUACUUUUGCGUUUAAAUAAGUUUCAAGCCGCCCUUGAAGAUUUGAAAUUGGCCUUAAAGGAACGCCUGCCAGCUCGCAUGCGUGCUCAAUACUAUUGGCGAAUGGGUCACUGUUACAAAGGUGCGCAAGAACCAACAAGAGCCAAGGUUUCCUAUGAAUUAGCAGGCAGGCUAUUAGGGAACGACGAGAAAGCCAAAGACCAGUUACAACAAGAUAUAGAGUCUCUUGAUUACUCCGUACAGCCAAAACAACCUCCAGACAAAACAGGUAUAUCUUUAUCUGGUGGAGCUAAACAAUCUAUGCCAUCCCUGUCAAAGUUACUUAAAAUCACCGAGGAUGAAACAAAGGGUCGAUUUACGGUGGCAAAUUCAGCAGUUAAAACUGGAGAUGUUCUUCUAAUAGAUAGCCCAUACGCAGCCUGUCUUUUAAAUGAUUUUUAUGGUACACAUUGCCUUCAUUGUUUUAAAAGGCUAGGUGAUUGUGAAGAUCGUGCACCCGUUUGGUGCCCAAAAUGUUCAGGAGUUGCUUUCUGUAGUGUACAAUGUAGAGAUGCAGCCGUCUCCACUUACCAUACUUACGAAUGUCCUUUUUUGGGUUUAUUCAUUGGAUCAGGCAUGUCGGUGCUUAGUCAUAUUGCUCUUCGUAUGGUCACGCAAGCUGGACUAGACACAAGUCUAACAAUUCAUUCAAAACAUUUAUUCAAUAACGUCAAAACAGUUGAAAGUGUAGCUCUAAAUGACAUUGAAGGAAUGCCGAAGAAAUCAAAACUGAAAAGCAGAAAAGAAAGAUUGAACCGAUCUAAGAAAGGGCUAGAUACAUUAAGCGACAAAAACUCUAAAGACGGAGAAAUUGACUCUAAAUCGGACGAAAACCCCAAUUAUCAGGAACAAUUACUACUAAGAGCAGCCCAAAUAUACUCACUAUGCACGCAUUCAAGGCAAAGAAAAGGGGAUGAUUAUCUAAAAAGAAUCGUGAUGGCGAUGUUUCUUACAGAAUGUUUAAAAAAAACUGACUACUUCAAAAACUGCGAAGAAACAAAACUACAAAAAGCUGAACAAUCAAUAUGCGAACUUAUAGUUUGCAACCUGCAGCUUCUCCAGUUCAACGCUCAUGAAAUCUACGAGACCGUCCGUGGUCAACAUAUGUUUGUUGGCUCGAAGCCUGUGUACACUGCAGUCGGUAUAUAUCCUACUGGCGCUUUGUUCAAUCACGAAUGCUAUCCAGCAGUAGCAAGGUACUUCGACGGGUCGAACAUAGUUCUCCGGGCUAUACGACCACUAGCACCAGGUGAAGUCGUGUCUGAAAACUAUGGACCACAUUUCUUAAUGCGCAACCUGAAAGAGCGUCAAAGAAGUCUAGCCUGCAGAUAUUGGUUUAAGUGUGAUUGUACUGCGUGCAGAGAAGACUGGCCAACUUUAAAACAAAUGAAUAUGAGCGCCCCAUUUUUAAGAUGCCCUAAUAUUGAUUGUUCGUGGAAGUUUAUAGCAAAUCCCAAAAGUUUACCCAACAAAUGUUCUAAAUGUUCUGUAACAAUAGAAAGAAACUUGGUGAAGGUGUAUUUGGAUACAGUUGAAAGAUGUUUAUCAAAAUACCAGGACGGAGCGAAACUGAUGGAUGAACAGCGGCCUCUUGAAGCUAUAGACUAUCUAUGCGAAGCUGUCGACUUGUACCACGAAGUAGCACGCAUGCCGCAUCGCGAGACUCAUAUUGCACAAGAAUCGCUGCGAUCUUGCUUCGCUACUAUGGGUAACGUGCAUAUUGCAAAAGAAAUAGCAGUACCCGAGAAGAAAACGUAG
This is a messenger RNA of Parnassius mnemosyne (clouded apollo), 2229 nucleotides long. The record is from the annotation of a GenBank genome assembly. Lineage: Eukaryota; Metazoa; Arthropoda; Insecta; Lepidoptera; Papilionidae.